Molecule: messenger RNA, 5016 nt
Organism: Dictyostelium discoideum AX4
Lineage: Eukaryota; Evosea; Eumycetozoa; Dictyosteliales; Dictyosteliaceae
Exons: 2
Coding region: 1-5016 (1671 amino acids)
Source: RefSeq, a predicted model, not a curated record
AUGGUUGACUCAAAAGAUGGUGAAUAUAAAGAGAUUACAAAACUAUUACAAUUUUCAAAUUUCAAAGAAAUUGAUGAAGAUUUUCAAAAGUUUAUAAAUAAAAACCACACAUUCACAAGUGAACUCAAUUAUGAAAAAGGUUCCUCAUUAAUAUCAAUUACAACACUAACAACAAGUUGUAAAUCAAUAAAUCUUGAAUUCGAAACUCAAGAAAAACUUUUAAAAUUUAUAGAAUCAGAUAUUCAAAAUAUUACUCAUUUCAAAGAACCCAAUUUUCCCAUUUACGAAAUAUCAAAAGAUUUUAAAGUUGAUUUUAAGGAGAAUUUAAUCAAAGAUUUAACCAUAAAUAGCAUCACUAAAGAAUUUGGGAUAGAGAAAUAUCAACAUUUAAUAGAUAUAAGGUCUCAAAAAUUAUUUUUAUACAAAUCUUCAGCAGAGAUUUUAUUUUCAAAAUUAAAGCAGCAACAAAAACAACAAAAACAACAAGAACAACAACAAGAACAAGAACAAGAACAAGAACAAGAACAACAUCAGCAACAAUAUGAUGAUAUAGUAGACAAUAAUAAAUUUAAAAAAGAGAUUGAAAUUGGUGAUUUAUUUAUACUUUUACCUUUAGAUUCAAAUCAGAAAAUUAAAAUAGUUUUCAAUGGUUUAAAUAAUGAUAAUUGUAAAAUAAAAGAAGAAAAAGAAGAAAAAGAAGAGGAGAAAGAACAAGUUGAAGAAAAGAUGAAAAUGGAGAAUGAAGUUAUAGUUAUUGACGAUUAUCAAGAAAAUAAUGAUAAUGAAUAUGGAGUUUUAUUAUUUUUUAAAGUUUUUAAAGAAAAUGAAAAUAUAUUUGAAAUUAAAAAAGAAUUAAAUAAUUUAUUAUCAAAUCAACAACAACAACAACAAGAAGAAGUUGAAGACGAGGAAGAAGAAGAAGAAGAAAAUGAAAAAAAUUUAAAAUUAGUUUAUAUUUUAGAUAGUCAGGAAUCAAUUAAAUCAACAAAAGAUUUAAAAGGUAGAGAUAAAUUAAUUUAUGAGAAAUUGAAAUCAAUUUCAUUGGAAGAUUCAAUGGAAUUUUAUAUAUAUUUAGCAGAAUUAAAUUAUCAAGAAAAAGUAGAAGGAAUAUUAGUAGAAUCAUCAGGUGAUGAAAGUAGUUUAAGUAGUAUAAGUAGUGAUAGUAGUUCUGAUAUUGAUGACGAUGAUGAUGAUGACGAUGACAUUGAAGAAAAUCAAUUUGGUAAUGGUGAUAUAGGUGAAGAAAAUCAAGGUAAUAAUAAUAAUAAUAAGAAUAAGAAUAAAAAUAAAAUUAAACAAGAACAACAAAAUUAUUGUACAAGUGAUGAUGAUGAAGAUUAUGGUGAUGAUGAUGAUGGUGGUGAAUUAAAUAAUUUUUAUAAUAGUGAUUUAAUAAAACCAGAAGCGUCGAGUGAAGAUGAAGAAACUAAAAGAUAUAGAGCAAGACGUAGAAUUGAAAAGAGAACAAAAGUAAUAAAGAAAUAUAAUGAAGAAAAGAAAAAUUUAAAUUUAAAAUCAAGGCAACAACAUCAACAAUAUCAAAAACAAUUACAAUUGGAACAACAACAAAAACUUGAAAGAUUACAACAAAAACAAUUGAAAAAACAAUUGAAAAGACAAGAAAAACAACAACAAAGAAAAUUAUUAAAACAACAACAACUUCAAGGUAUAAAAAAAAGAAAACAUUUUCAAGAAAUUCAAGGUUCAAUUAAUUAUGAAAAACAUUAUUUAAAUAAUUUCAUUGAUAUAUCAAAUGAUAAAUUAAUUUCUAAUGAUCAUUAUGAAAAUAAUAGUAGUGGUAGUGGUGAUGGUGGUGGUGGUUUAAAAAUGAAUAUUAAAUUAUUUAAAGAAAUAUUACCAAUUAAUUCAUUAAAUAGAAUUAGAGCUUAUAAAAUUGAACAAAAAAAACAACAACAACAUCAAGAAGAGGAAAGAAACAAUUGUUUAAGUGAUAUUGAAAGUGAUGAUACAGAUUCUUAUCAACAAAAUAGAUUUUAUAAAACAAAUUGUUUCGUUAUAUUUAAAUCAAAUGAAACUGAAGAAAUUUUAUAUAAAUUUUGUAAUAAUGACGAUGAUGGAUCAUCUUUAAAAAAUGGUAUAAUUCAUUUCAUCGAAAAAGAAAAAUUAAAAUUAUUAUUACCAUCAUUUGAACUAAAUAAUAAUAAUCCAAAUAAUCCAAAUAAUAGUCCAAAUAAAGAAUUUGAAAUUUUAAGAUUAAUUAAAGAUUUAUUAGAAUUAUCAAGUGAAUUUUCAAUACAAAUACCAAAAGAUAUUCAACAAUUAAUUAUUGAAUGUAAAUUAAGUGAUGCAUCUAAAAAGGAAAUUGAAAUAUCAAAUAUAAAAAGAUUUAAACAACAGCCAUAUAUAUUUUUCGAUAAAAUUUCAGAUAUAAUCGAAUAUUUUGAUGAAGAAGAAAUUUAUCAAGUUUUAAAAUUAUAUCCAGAUGAUUUAAAUCUUGUUUUAAAUUUAAAGAAUAAUCAGUCAUCAUCAUCAUCGUCGUCAUCACCAUUAAAUAAAAGAAUGUAUAAUCAAAUAUUGGUAGAAUUAUAUACACAAAAGUUAUUACCAUUUCAUCAAACCCAUCCAAGUUUAGUGACAGAAAAAGUUUUAAAAUCAUUUGUAGUCGAGAAUGAAUCGAUUUUCCUUCCAUUUGAAUUGGAUGGUAUUAAUAGUGCUUAUAAUUGUGAAAUUUCAAAAACUUUAAAAAUAACAUUAAACUAUAUGGAGAAUCCAAAUAGGUUCAUUAGUACUUUAAUACCAUUGUUAGAGAGAUUAUAUAAAGAUAAACUAUUAGAAGCGAAUCCAUACUCUUUUAAUCAAAUUAUGAACUUUUAUAAGGCAAUUAUGGCAUGUUAUCCAAAGCAAUCUGAAUUUUCAACAAUCUCUGCAAAGAAGAAAACAGAUUUUCAAGAUUAUUACACUUAUUUAUUAAAUUCUGGUUUAGUUGAUCAACCAAAUGUUACUCAUCUUCAACUCUAUGAAAUUUGGACUUCUUUAGUAAUGAUGGAUGAUAUUGACCAAUCAUUUUUAAAACAAAAAGAAUUCUCUAUCUUUAUUAAUCAAAGCUAUAGUGAAGAAAUUAUCUUUAAUUUCUUAAAAUAUUUCAAAGUUGAUCAUAUUAAUGGUAAUUUCAAUUUAGAUGCUUUCACAUUUUUAUGGAAAUCUGCUGCUACUCAAGUAACUCAUUUCUUUUCUGAUUCCAUAAAUAAUUAUUAUAAAAAUUUAAAUAUUCAAAAUAAUAUUCAAAAUAAUCAAAAUAAUCAAAAUAAUCAAAAUAAUCAAAAUAAUCAAAAUAUUCAAAAUAAUCAAAAUAAUCAAAAUAUUCAAAAUAAUCAAAAUAAUAAUAAUCAAAACAAUCAAGAUAAUCAAAAUAAUCAAAAUAAUCAAAAUAAUAAUAAUCAAAACAAUCAAAAUAACAAUAAUAACCAAAACAAUCAAAAUAAUAAUAAUAAUAAUAAUAAUAAUAAUAAUAAUAAUAAUAAUAAUAAUAAUAAUAAUAAUAAUAAUAAUAAUAAUAGAUACAGUAAUAGUAAUAAAAAUAAAAAUAAAAAUAAAAAUAAUAAUAAUAGUAAUAAUAAUGAAGAUGAAUCAGAGUGUAAAGAUUAUAUUGAAUAUAAUUAUUGUUUAGAUCCAACACCAAUGUCAGAUAGAGAAUGUUAUCCAUUAAACUCUUUCCUUCAAGAUAAAAAUGAAACCUUUUUUAAAUUUAAUUGUUCUCAAACUAUUUUAAGAAAUCAAGUUUUUAAAUAUUUAUCAUCACGUUCUGAUUUGGCUGCUGCUAAAACUGGUAAAACUCCAAUUUUCAUAGAAAUUACAAAAAAACCAAUCCCAAUCAUAUCAUCAAAUAAUUCAAAGUCUAGAAAUAAUAACUAUGGUGAUAGUAAACUUAGAAAUAGUAGUAGUAGAAGUGAUAAUAAUCAAAAUAAUAAUAAUAAUAAUAAUAAUAAUAAUAAUAAUAAUAAUAAUAAUAAUAAUAAUAAUAAUAGUCCAAAUCCAAAUAAUAAUCCAAAUAAUAAUAAUCCAAAUCCAAAUAAUAAUGGUGGAAAUAAUGAUACCAAUAAUAGAAAUAGCACAAAUAGAAAUAGCAGUAAUAGAAAUAGUAGUAAUAGAAAUAGCAUUAGUAGUAAUAAUAAUAACAGUAAUAAUGGUAAUAAUAAUAAUAAUAAUAAUAAUAAUAAUAAUAAUAAUAAUAAUAAUAAUAAUAAUAAUAAUAAUAAUAAUAAUAAUAAUAAUAAUAUUAAUAAUAAUAAUAAUAAUAGCGAUAUUUUAUUAAUGUCCAAUCCCAAAUUCGAGUUUUAUUUUGAUAUGGCCAAGUUUUUAUAUGAGUUCUCAAAGAAUUUCUCAAUUCAAAAGUUCACAAAUGAUUUAGUUUCUCCCCUAUCACUUAUUUUAGAUAUUUUUAAUACGACCAAGAAGAACAAUAAUAAUAAUAAUAAUAAUAACAAUAGCAAUAAUAAUAACAAUAAUGAUAAUAAUAGCAAUAAUGAUAAUAAUAGCAAUAAUUAUAAUAAUGGCAGUAAUAAUUAUAAUAAUGACAGUAAUAAUUAUAAUAAUGGCAGUAAUAAUUAUAAUAAUAAUCCAAAUAAUAAUAAUGAUAAUAAUAGCAAUAAUUAUAAUAACAGUAGUAAUAAUUAUAAUAGUAGUAAUAAUUAUAAUAAUAAUUAUAAUAAUUAUAAUAAUAAUUAUAAUAAUAAUAAUAAUAAUAAUUAUAAUAAUAAUAAUAAUUAUAAUAAUAGUAAUUAUAGUAAUAAUAACAGCAACAAUAACUAUAAUCAUAAUCACUAUUACAAUAAUAAUAAUAAUAAUAGCUAUUAUAACAACAAUAAUGAUCAUAAUAAUAAUAAUAAAAAUAAUAACAAUAAUAACAAUAAUAAUAAUAAUAAUAAUAAUCAUAAUAAUCACAACAAUAAUAAUGGUAAUUAUAACAACAAUAACAAUGAUCAAAAUAAUCAUAUUAACAAUAGCUAUAGUAACGAUAGUAGCAAUAACAAUAAUUUUAUGAAUGAAAAAAAAUAA